Rotaria sordida is the source of this 465-nucleotide messenger RNA. Lineage: Eukaryota; Metazoa; Rotifera; Eurotatoria; Philodinida; Philodinidae. The record is from the annotation of a GenBank genome assembly.
AUGAAUAGAAUGUACAUCUUAUCUGUUGUCUUAAUUGUAGUUGCUUUCAAUGCAGUAAUUGGUUGUAAACAUUCGCAUUCUGCAGCUCUCUCUCAAAUUAAAUCUGUUGGUAUUGGAAUUUCAUCAUCUGGUGGUUGCAGUAAUCGUAAUAAUCCAAGAUGUACAUCACUUGAACAAGUACGCUGUAAUGCAAUUCGUUGUUUGAAAACAUUGAAAAAAUCUUCAGGAUGUUCUAUCACAGUUACUGGAGGCACAGAAACUGGUCAUGCUGGUGGGACAUAUUCACAUUCGAAUGGAUACAAAAUUGAUAUUUCACUUAAUUCAUGUAUUAAUUCAUAUAUUACAAAACAAUUUGCUUAUAUUGGUAAACGAGGUGAUGGCGCUUCUCAAUAUAAAGCAUCAAGUGGCAAUGUUUAUGCUAAAGAAGGCAAUCAUUGGGAUAUUAAAUUCACUGCUUCGUGUUAA